AUGGCCGGCGAGAUCUUCCCGUCCUUAGUGAUCGCUACCUUAGUGGAGACCUAUCUCUUGCAACGCACGGUCUUUGCUGAGGAAAGCUUCCGAGCAAUUUGCCUAGGGGCUUUGUGUGUCAACUUAUCGCUCCUGGGUAUCUGGAAUGUGGUGAUAUGGCCCUUCUUCCUGAAUCCGCUGCGGCAUCUCCCGACCAUCCCGGGACUGAUGAGCAAUUUGACCAUCCUGUUUGACUCGCCUCGAGGACGCACUCCGCUCCACUGGAUGAAAACGGUCCCCAAUGAUGGUCUCAUCCAUAUGCGUGAUCUCAUCAGUCACAGUUACUUGGUGGCUACAAACCACCAGGCUCUGUUGGAUAUCAUGAGCACUAACACUUAUGACUUUGAAAAGCCCGAGCGCAUACGCAAUUUUCUGGCUCGAAUCCUCGGCUUCGGUAUGAUCCUGUCAGAGGGUGCCGCGCACAAGAAACAGCGCAAGGCCUUGACUCCGGCGUUCAAUAUCAAGAAUAUCCGAGCCAUGUACUCCCUGAUGUGGGAAAAGACCAAUCAGAUGCUGGAGGAAAUAGAGAAAGAGAUCAAGCUGAAUACGAUGGAAGGCACCCAUCCGGCUGAAGAAAUUGGGAAGGUUGAAAUGGGUGUGUGGGGAAGUCGUUUCACUCUCGACAUUAUUGGCCCAGCGGCCAUGGGGCGUGAUUUUCAAUCAUUGCAAAAUAGUGAUAACAAGAUUGCUGAAAGUUUCUUGAAAAUUCUCGAGCCUACUCCGGAGAAGGUGGCUUUCCUAGCCAUGAAUUUUGUGGUGCCCCCUGCAAUUGCCCAGCGGAUUCCCUGGAAGAUGAACGACCUGAUUACCAAUGAAACAAAUUUCCUGCGGGAUCUUUGUAACGAUAUCGUACGCGAAAAGCGCCAGAGUCUGACCGAAUCCAAAGUCUCCGUACAGGAUCUCGAGGCUGAUAUUCUCGGAGCAAUGGUUCUGGGGGGCGACUUUUCUGAUACAGAGUUAGUGGAUCAGAUGUUGACUUUCCUAGCCGCAGGACACGAAACCACCGCCGCUGCUCUUACCUGGGCCUGCUAUCUUCUGACUCAAUAUCCAGAUAUCCAAGAGCGUUUGCGUGCUGAAAUUCGAGAGAAGAUCCCCUCGGCUGGCAGUGCCAUCACUUAUAGCGACUUGGAAUCCCUGCCUCUGCUCAAUGGUGUUUGUCAGGAGGUCCUGCGUCUCUACCCGACGGUGCCCGCAACAAUCCGCGAGGCCAUUCGCGACACCAUGGUGGCAGGAAAACGUGUUCCCAAGGGAACUCGAAUAAUCUUAUGUCCGUACGCGAUUAACCGCUGUCCUUUGUUUUGGGGCGAAAACGGCGAAGAAUUUGUACCGGAACGCUGGAUCGACACAGACAAGAAUGGGAAUCUCGUGCCCAACAACAAUGGCGGUGCAUCAACAAACUUUGCCCAGAUCACUUUCCUUCAUGGUCAGCGAUCAUGUAUUGGAAAAGACUUUGCGCGAGCGGAACUUCGUUGCGGAGUUGCUGGUCUGGUGGGUCGCUUUGCCUUUGAAAUGCAGGACCCGAAGCAGGAGAUCCACAUUGCAGGUGCAGUGACCACUAAGCCCGUGGAGGGUAUGCAUCUCAAAAUGCAACGUGUGGCUGGAUGGUAG
Penicillium odoratum is the source of this 1647-nucleotide messenger RNA. RefSeq names its product cytochrome P450. Gene Ontology annotation, molecular function: iron ion binding; monooxygenase activity; heme binding. The transcript is spliced from 4 exons. Lineage: Eukaryota; Fungi; Ascomycota; Eurotiomycetes; Eurotiales; Aspergillaceae. The coding region runs from base 1 to 1647 and encodes 548 amino acids. The record is from RefSeq and is a predicted model, not a curated record.